AUGAAAUUUACGCAGGUGUCUUGUGCAGGGACUGUGCAGUUCGAUACACGGGUAACCACUGGAAAAUCAGGAGUAGAAGCAGAAACAGGAGCAGGAGUAGAAGUAGAGGCAGGAGUAGAAGCAGAGGCAGGAGUAGAAGCAGAAGCAAGAGUAGAAGCAGAAGCAGGAGCAAGAGCAGGCUUAAGUCAGGAUACAGCUGAUACCUCGAGAGAGGGCCAACCGGGAGCCUCACCAGAUGGCGCAUUUCCAGCAGAAUUUUCCCAAAUACACCAACGAGGAACUGGCGAAACUUCUAGCAAUUCUGCUGAUAGUUCUAGCCGAGAUUCGAAUAAAAAUCUAGAUGUCGGCAACGUCGAAGCAGGAAAAGGCAAGAGUCCCGUCUGA
Molecule: messenger RNA, 384 nt
Organism: Plasmodium inui San Antonio 1
Lineage: Eukaryota; Apicomplexa; Aconoidasida; Haemosporida; Plasmodiidae
Exons: 1
Coding region: 1-384 (127 amino acids)
Source: RefSeq, a predicted model, not a curated record